UUGAAAAAAGCAAAUGAUACAAUCUUGAAUGUAUUCCGUUUAAUACAUUCAUUGCGCAAUAUCUAUGAUGAAAUCAAGGGGUAAUGUACGCAGAUUUCUCCUACACAUUAAAAGAUCGGCGGCGAUACAAGCAACAGGGGUAGCUUCCGAUUGGAAACUAACUGCUAAUUAAGAAAAAAGUAAAUCCUGUAUUUACUUUCUUUUUCCGCCCUUUUUUCUUUGCUUCACUCGAUUUCAUUUAUUUCGAUAAAAAAAAUUAUAAUUUAAAACAUAACGUAGAAGUAAAAAAAAAAGAUUCUUAUCUUUUCUAGAAUCAUCAUAGUCGUAGUUAGUAAGUAAGAAAGUAAGAGUAACAUGUCGAACCAGAGACGCGUAUGUGGUUAAUAAAUCGUCACAGGCUCACAGCUUUGUAUUUUCUAAACGUAGGAGGGUAAGCCAAUCGGGUAGCUCGUAUCACAAGACAAAAUUCGUCGUCCAACGUCCGAUUGGAUGGUACGUACCGCGGGCUUACGUGCCUCUCGCAAUUUAAUUUCUAGGGGGUAGGGACAAGGGAGCCCGUGACUCGGAGAGCGUCCACUGCCAUCGAAGUACAAGGAAGCGGAUAGCGUUGGCUCUCAGCUUCUUGCGUAAAUUUUCCUUCUAGGGAUUAAACCAUGGCACGUACAAAGCAAACAGCCCGUAAAUCAACUGGUGGGAAAGCUCCCCGCAAACAAUUAGCUACAAAAGCAGCCCGUAAAAGUGCACCUUCCACAGGAGGUGUUAAAAAGCCUCACCGUUAUAGGCCGGGUACAGUUGCUCUUCGAGAAAUCAGAAGAUAUCAGAAAUCUACUGAGUUGUUAAUUAGAAAACUACCAUUCCAGAGAUUAGUCCGUGAAAUUGCACAGGAUUUCAAAACUGAUUUACGUUUUCAAAGUGCAGCUAUAGGUGCUUUGCAAGAAGCGUCUGAAGCUUAUUUGGUUGGAUUAUUUGAAGAUACAAAUUUGUGCGCUAUUCAUGCUAAACGUGUUACUAUUAUGCCGAAGGACAUCCAAUUGGCUCGACGAAUUCGUGGCGAACGGGCUUAAAUAAUAACGUGUAUUUCCCAUACAUACUGUUUAUUACUACUGCUAUUAUUAUUAUUGUUCGUAAUUAUUGUGGAUGAUAUCUUUUCAUUCCAAGAUAUGUGUUAUGUUGUAUUUCACAAAAGCAUAGAAACUAUAAGACACCCUUA
Messenger RNA from Vespa crabro (European hornet), 1210 nucleotides. Its product is annotated as histone H3.3A. Bases 654 to 1064 code for a protein of 136 amino acids. Gene Ontology annotation, cellular component: nucleosome. The record is from RefSeq and is a predicted model, not a curated record. Gene Ontology annotation, molecular function: DNA binding; protein heterodimerization activity; structural constituent of chromatin. Lineage: Eukaryota; Metazoa; Arthropoda; Insecta; Hymenoptera; Vespidae. The transcript has 3 exons.